Messenger RNA from Aspergillus pseudonomiae, 3566 nucleotides. Its product is annotated as phospholipase D/nuclease. Gene Ontology annotation, molecular function: dolichyl pyrophosphate Glc2Man9GlcNAc2 alpha-1,2-glucosyltransferase activity; phosphoric diester hydrolase activity. The transcript has 8 exons. Gene Ontology annotation, cellular component: nucleus; endoplasmic reticulum. The record is from RefSeq and is a predicted model, not a curated record. Lineage: Eukaryota; Fungi; Ascomycota; Eurotiomycetes; Eurotiales; Aspergillaceae. The coding region runs from base 51 to 3566 and encodes 1171 amino acids. Gene Ontology annotation, biological process: protein N-linked glycosylation; dolichol-linked oligosaccharide biosynthetic process; DNA repair.
CUUUACUUCAAUCAUUCCAGCUUCAUGGUCAAUUGGUCCAAGUCAAUACUAUGAGCGCCGUUCAGCCUCAAUCGGGCCUGGUUCUUGCCGCCCGCUAUGCGGUUCCUUUUGUUUUACUCUCAAUACCUGUAUGGAUGAAUCGGGUCAAUGCCGUGGUUCCGGAGCCAUAUCUGGAUGAAGCUUUCCAUAUUCCUCAAGCUCAAGCAUAUUGGCAUCACAAGUGGACGCACUGGGACCCGAAAAUCACUACGCCCCCUGGACUCUACCUCUGGUCGUAUCUUCUUUGCGCUUGCGCGCUUUUGCUUCGAGGUUCCCUGACGGAGCUCAAUGCGGAAGCACUCCGUUCAACCAACGUUGCAGCCGCCACCAUCUUCCUGCCCUUGAGAUUACAGACCUUGCUCGAUAGUCUACGCAAAGAACGCAAUACCCGUCCAUCCGGCGCAUGGCUAAGCCACACUGUGCUGAAUAUCUGUCUCUUUCCGCCGUUGUUCUUCUUCUCGGGCCUCUACUAUACCGAUAUCCUUGCCCUGUUGGUCGUAAUUGAAGCGUACAACUGGGACCUUAAACGAUCGACUCCAAAUGCCUCCGCUGGCCAGACUUUUGUGUUCAUCCUUCUGGGGGUGGCUGCGCUAGCCUUUAGACAGACCAACAUCUUCUGGGUCUCGAUUUUCUUCGGCGGAUUGCAGGUCAUCCGGACAUUGCGGACUUCGGCCAAGACAUGUCAGUCAUCGAAUCUUGCGGAUAUUGCCAAAGGAGGCUUCAAGAAUGAAUUGUAUGACCCUCAGGUAUCAGAGGCUUCGUUGGCAGAUUAUUUUAAAACUGCCGUUUCCCUCUGUUCUGCUGCGCUUGGUAACUUGGGACAGGUUGUUAUCUCCUCAAUCCCAUAUGUUGUCAUUCUUAUGGCCUUCGGAGGUUUUGUGUUGUGGAAUAAUGGGGUUGUCCUGGGACACAAAGAAUUCCAUACUGCGGGCUUGCAUCUGCCUCAGAUGCUAUAUAUCUGGCCUUAUAUCUUUUUCUUCUCGUGGCCUAUCCUGAUUUCACCGGUUGCAAAUAUGAUCCUACCCAAAAUCUCUCUGCCCAAGUUCAUGCACUAUGGCUUUUCCGAGAAGCAGACGGGUCUCCCCAAAAUUUUGACAUUUCUCACGAUCGUCCCUGUUAUGCUGGCCACCGUUCACUACAACACUAUCGUCCACCCCUUCACACUCGCCGACAACCGUCACUAUGUCUUCUACGUCUUUCGCAUUCUUCUUCGGACUCAUCCAGCUGUCAAAUAUGCCGCGACUAUUAUUUACUUCCUCUGCGGUUGGGCGGUUGUUUCCGCCUUUGGCUUCUCGACUACUGCACCGCCGCCUCGAUUCGUCCAAGCUCCACAGCCCACGCCGGCCUCCCAGCCAUCUGUUCCGAAAGGUCAAAAAGCCCAAAAACAGAGCGACAGCAAGAAGAAGCCUUCUAGGAAAGUCACUCAGCCUCCCAAAACCCAGCAGUUAACACCGGAAGCCUUCGCGAGAAUCCAAGAGGCGAUCAAGCAACGCCAGCUGCAGCAACCGAAUGCGCCGCGAGUCAGCUUUGUCCUUGUCUGGCUUGCCGCCACGGCUCUCUCACUUAUCACUGCGCCGCUGGUUGAGCCACGAUACUUCAUAAUCCCCUGGGUAAUGUGGCGACUGCAUCUCCCCCGGCAGCCCACGCCGCUUGUUUACCGGGAGCAGCGUCCUCAGAAUGCGAAAGAAGCGCUCCAUGCGAAGAUCGCCACCAACUUCCCACUAUUCGUGGAAACCUUCUGGUUCCUGGUCAUCAACGCUGUGACCGGAUACAUUUUCCUCUACAAGGGUUUCGAGUGGCCCCAGGAGCCUGGCAAGAUCCAACGAAGGCCCGAACGAACAACAAUGGCUGGCGAUCAGCCCGCAAAGCGCAUCAAACUAUCCUCUAGCACCCCCGUAGAACCCGACAAUAACGAAUCCUUAAAGCAGAGCCCCCCCAUCCAAGGGGGACUAGCAUCACUCCACCGAUCCAUCACGCCCCCAUCUCCACCAUCCCGGAGAUCCCAAAGGAGAUCCCAAUCGCAGUCUGUGCCGGCUGCUCAGCCUACAGAAGAAAGCAACCCAAAACAGCGUGUGCUACCCUCCCCAUUCCAGCUCACGCAUAUCCGCGACCUCGCCGCGUCUUCAGACAACAACGUAGACACGGUGCGACUGCGCGAUGUGCUCGGGGAUCCGCUGAUCCGCGAAUGCUGGCAGUUCAACUACCUGCACGAUGUGGAUUUCAUCAUGAGCCAGUUCGACGAGGAUGUGCGGCGUCUGGUGAAGGUGAAGGUUGUGCAUGGGUCUUGGAAACGGGAUGCGCCGAAUCGGGUGCGCAUCGAUGAGGCGUGUUCGCGAUACCCGAAUGUGGAGGCUAUUGUGGCGUAUAUGCCGGAGGCCUUUGGUACGCAUCAUUCGAAGAUGAUGGUUCUGCUGAGACAUGAUGAUCUGGCGCAGGUCGUCGUUCAUACAGCGAAUAUGAUCCCCGGUGACUGGGCUAAUAUGUCUCAGGCGGUUUGGAGGUCGCCUCUACUGCCGCUGCUAAAGACGGAUGGUCUGGAAAAAGAAGACCUAGCCUUGGGUAGCGGUGCACGGUUUAAGAGAGACCUACUGGCUUAUCUGGGUGAGUAUGGGCCGAAAAAGACAGGCCCGCUGGUCAACCAGCUUAGGAAGUACGACUUUGGAGCUAUUCGUGCCGCACUGGUAGCUAGUGUGCCGUCGAAGCAGAAGAUCAACGAUCUCGACUCGCAGAAGAAGACGCUCUGGGGUUGGCCUGCGUUGAAGGAUAUCACAAGCCGCAUCUCUCCGGCUCAGAAUAGCAGUAAAGCUACUACACCACAUAUUGUUACUCAGAUAUCCUCCGUUGCUACACUGGGCCAGACAGAUAAGUGGCUGAAAGAUGUCCUGUUUGCAUCCCUUUCGCCAGCAUCGGCAUCCAAGUACUCUAUCAUUUUCCCUACGGCUGACGAAAUCCGCCGUUCCCUGAACGGCUACGGCUCCGGGGGGUCAAUCCACAUGAAACUGCAAAGCGGAGCGCAGCAAAAACAACUGCAGUACAUGCGGCCGUACCUUCGACACUGGGCGGGUGAUUAUGACGCGGCAGAGCCGAGUCCUACAUCCAAACAAGACGCAGGCCGUCGUCGAGCCGCGCCACAUAUCAAAACAUAUAUUCGGUUCUCUGAUGCUGAGAAAAUGGACACCAUCGACUGGGCAAUGGUCACCUCAGCGAACCUCUCUACACAGGCAUGGGGAGCAGCCGUCAACACUGCAGGGGAGGUACGGAUCUGCAGCUGGGAGAUAGGGGUCAUGGUAUGGCCGCAACUAUACGUGGAGGACGCCGAGUCCGCCACCAUGGUCCCCAGUUUCAAACGCGACACUCCCGAAUCUCUUGCAAACAAAGACAACGCACAAACAACAGACACAGUAAUCGGCCUGCGCAUGCCCUACGACCUCCCCCUAACACCCUACACAGCUCACGACAUGCCCUGGUGCGCAACAGCGCAACACUCCGAACCCGACUGGCUCGGCCAGACAUGGACACUCGACUAG